GCUCACUCCAUGUGAGGCCCCAGUCGGGGCAGCCACCUGCCGUGCCUGUUGGAAGUUGCCUCUGCCAUGCUGGGCCCUGCUGUCCUGGGCCUCAGCCUCUGGGCUCUCCUGCACCCUGGGACGGGGGCCCCAUUGUGCCUGUCACAGCAACUUAGGAUGAAGGGGGACUACGUGCUGGGGGGGCUGUUCCCCCUGGGCGAGGCCGAGGAGGCUGGCCUCCGCAGCCGGACACGGCCCAGCAGCCCUGUGUGCACCAGGUUCUCCUCAAACGGCCUGCUCUGGGCACUGGCCAUGAAAAUGGCCGUGGAGGAGAUCAACAACAAGUCGGAUCUGCUGCCCGGGCUGCGCCUGGGCUACGACCUCUUUGAUACGUGCUCGGAGCCUGUGGUGGCCAUGAAGCCCAGCCUCAUGUUCCUGGCCAAGGCAGGCAGCCGCGACAUCGCCGCCUACUGCAACUACACGCAGUACCAGCCCCGUGUGCUGGCUGUCAUCGGGCCCCACUCGUCAGAGCUCGCCAUGGUCACCGGCAAGUUCUUCAGCUUCUUCCUCAUGCCCCAGGUCAGCUACGGUGCUAGCAUGGAGCUGCUGAGCGCCCGGGAGACCUUCCCCUCCUUCUUCCGCACCGUGCCCAGCGACCGUGUGCAGCUGACGGCCGCCGCGGAGCUGCUGCAGGAGUUCGGCUGGAACUGGGUGGCCGCCCUGGGCAGCGACGACGAGUACGGCCGGCAGGGCCUGAGCAUCUUCUCGGCCCUGGCCGCGGCACGCGGCAUCUGCAUCGCGCACGAGGGCCUGGUGCCGCUGCCCCGUGCCGAUGACUCGCGGCUGGGGAAGGUGCAGGACGUCCUGCACCAGGUGAACCAGAGCAGCGUGCAGGUGGUGCUGCUGUUCGCCUCCGUGCACGCCGCCCACGCCCUCUUCAACUACAGCAUCAGCAGCAGGCUCUCGCCCAAGGUGUGGGUGGCCAGCGAGGCCUGGCUGACCUCUGACCUGGUCAUGGGGCUGCCCGGCAUGGCCCAGAUGGGCACGGUGCUUGGCUUCCUCCAGAGGGGUGCCCAGCUGCACGAGUUCCCCCAGUACGUGAAGACGCACCUGGCCCUGGCCACCGACCCGGCCUUCUGCUCUGCCCUGGGCGAGAGGGAGCAGGGUCUGGAGGAGGACGUGGUGGGCCAGCGCUGCCCGCAGUGUGACUGCAUCACGCUGCAGAACGUGAGCGCAGGGCUAAAUCACCACCAGACGUUCUCUGUCUACGCAGCUGUGUAUAGCGUGGCCCAGGCCCUGCACAACACUCUUCAGUGCAACGCCUCAGGCUGCCCCGCGCAGGACCCCGUGAAGCCCUGGCAGCUCCUGGAGAACAUGUACAACCUGACCUUCCACGUGGGCGGGCUGCCGCUGCGGUUCGACAGCAGCGGAAACGUGGACAUGGAGUACGACCUGAAGCUGUGGGUGUGGCAGGGCUCAGUGCCCAGGCUCCACGACGUGGGCAGGUUCAACGGCAGCCUCAGGACAGAGCGCCUGAAGAUCCGCUGGCACACGUCUGACAACCAGAAGCCCGUGUCCCGGUGCUCGCGGCAGUGCCAGGAGGGCCAGGUGCGCCGGGUCAAGGGGUUCCACUCCUGCUGCUACGACUGUGUGGACUGCGAGGCGGGCAGCUACCGGCAAAACCCAGGUGAGCCGCCUUCCCGGCAGGCGGGGGUGGGAACGCAGCAGGGGAGGGUCCUGCCAAGUCCUGACUCUGAGACCAGAGCCCACAGGGUACAAGACGAACACCCAGCGCCCUUCUCCUCUCUCACAGACGACAUCGCCUGCACCUUUUGUGGCCAGGAUGAGUGGUCCCCGGAGCGAAGCACACGCUGCUUCCGCCGCAGGUCUCGGUUCCUGGCAUGGGGCGAGCCGGCUGUGCUGCUGCUGCUCCUGCUGCUGAGCCUGGCGCUGGGCCUUGUGCUGGCUGCUUUGGGGCUGUUCGUUCACCAUCGGGACAGCCCACUGGUUCAGGCCUCGGGGGGGCCCCUGGCCUGCUUUGGCCUGGUGUGCCUGGGCCUGGUCUGCCUCAGCGUCCUCCUGUUCCCUGGCCAGCCCAGCCCUGCCCGAUGCCUGGCCCAGCAGCCCUUGUCCCACCUCCCGCUCACGGGCUGCCUGAGCACACUCUUCCUGCAGGCGGCCGAGAUCUUCGUGGAGUCAGAACUGCCUCUGAGCUGGGCAGACCGGCUGAGUGGCUGCCUGCGGGGGCCCUGGGCCUGGCUGGUGGUGCUGCUGGCCAUGCUGGUGGAGGUCGCACUGUGCACCUGGUACCUGGUGGCCUUCCCGCCGGAGGUGGUGACGGACUGGCACAUGCUGCCCACGGAGGCGCUGGUGCACUGCCGCACACGCUCCUGGGUCAGCUUCGGCCUAGCGCACGCCACCAAUGCCACGCUGGCCUUUCUCUGCUUCCUGGGCACUUUCCUGGUGCGGAGCCAGCCGGGCUGCUACAACCGUGCCCGUGGCCUCACCUUUGCCAUGCUGGCCUACUUCAUCACCUGGGUCUCCUUUGUGCCCCUCCUGGCCAAUGUGCAGGUGGUCCUCAGGCCCGCCGUGCAGAUGGGCGCCCUCCUGCUCUGUGUCCUGGGCAUCCUGGCUGCCUUCCACCUGCCCAGGUGUUACCUGCUCAUGCGGCAGCCAGGGCUCAACACCCCCGAGUUCUUCCUGGGAGGGGGCCCUGGGGAUGCCCAAGGCCAGAAUGACGGGAACACAGGAAAUCAGGGGAAACAUGAGUGACCCAACCCUGUGAUCUCAGCCCCGGUGAACCCAGACUUAGCUGCGAUCCCCCCCAAGCCAGCAAUGACCCGUGUCUCGCUACAGAGACCCUCCCGCUCUAGGUUCUGACCCCAGGUUGUCUCCUGACCCUGACCCCACAGUGAGCCCUAGGCCUGGAGCACGUGGACACCCCUGUGACCAUCUGGGCCCCAGAGCCAAGCUGUGUCCCUGUCCCUCUGUGCCCAGACCAGGCCUGCCCAGGUAACCCAGACCCACUGUUCUGGAAAGAGGCCCGGAGGGCUCCCAGGGUACCCGCAACCCACACCGUGAGCUCAGGAAAAGGACGCAGGGAGGCCCCGGCCAGAUGGCUGGAAGCCCAAAUCAGGCCCUGCCGACCUGACCAUGUCCCACCAGGGCCCCCAUCCUGCACCCUGCCAGGCACCACAGCAGUGGGAGGCCAGGUGGGGGCACACAGGCAUAUGCCCAGGGCAGAGCCCGCCGAGGUAGGGGUGGCACCCAGCUUCCUACUCUGCCCUUUGCCCAGUGGGUAGACAGCAUCAUGACUGUCACCAGUACCAGGGACAGAGCCCAGGUGGGGUGGGGGCGGGGUCCAGCACCACGGCCAGCACCGACCACCAGGACCCCGGAGCCAGCACCAUGGACAGAAAACUGCCCACCAGGAUCUGACGCCAGCACGCCGCCAGGCCCACACAGGGUCUCCGGUCAGAGUCCCAGGGUCAGCUCCCAGCAGGGCCUAGGGGAGGCUGGACCAGCUCCCUGUGCCUCAUUCCAAGGCAGCCCAGCCGGAGAGAAGGGGCACAGGCCACACAUCUGUCCCAUAAAAUUAAACGCUUUUUAGUGUUUAAAAUAA
This is a messenger RNA of Homo sapiens (human), 3601 nucleotides long. RefSeq names its product taste 1 receptor member 3 (gene TAS1R3). The transcript is spliced from 5 exons. NCBI's taxonomy places the organism in Eukaryota, Metazoa, Chordata, Mammalia, Primates, Hominidae. The record is from RefSeq and is a predicted model, not a curated record. Gene Ontology annotation, cellular component: plasma membrane; membrane. Gene Ontology annotation, biological process: sensory perception of taste; G protein-coupled receptor signaling pathway; sensory perception of umami taste. Bases 67 to 2751 code for a protein of 894 amino acids. Gene Ontology annotation, molecular function: taste receptor activity; G protein-coupled receptor activity.